Molecule: messenger RNA, 1367 nt
Organism: Cinclus cinclus
Lineage: Eukaryota; Metazoa; Chordata; Aves; Passeriformes; Cinclidae
Gene: CGREF1
Product: cell growth regulator with EF-hand domain 1
Exons: 5
Coding region: 55-1302 (415 amino acids)
Source: RefSeq, a predicted model, not a curated record
UGCCCGGCUGUGCCCGGGACCGUGGGGGGCUUGGGCGGCGUCUCACCCACCGGUAUGGGACCAUCCUGCUGUGCCUACGCGCACCAGUUUAGAGGAGCCGGGUCCCGGUUACCCCUGGCGCUGCCCCGGGAUGUGGGACUGAAUCCCGGCUCCCCGCGGGCUGGGCAGGGCAGGACCGGGGCGGGCGGGGCCGCUCCUGGCUCCGGUGGCAGGGCCGAGACGUGUCGGCUACGUGGCCCCGGGGCGGGGCGGGCGGCACCGACACGCGAACGGUGCUGGGUGAGUGGGUACCGGGGGCACCGGCGGUACUGGGUGUGCUGGGUCAGUGGGUACCGGGGGGAUGCAUUGCCUGGGCAGCCUCAGCCGAUUCCGCACGCUCUGCGUUCCCAGCGCAGCCCCUCGCGCUCUCGGAGCCCUCGCCCCUUUCCCAGCACCGGGGCCCCACGGGCCCUCCCAUCGCCCCCCCCGACCCCGUGUUCUCGUCCUGCUGCAGCCCCAGGUGUUGGGAUGAGGAAGCCGCUGGUGAUGCUGAUCCUGCUGCUGCUGCUGGGGCCAGUGGCCUGGGCUGCCCCCAGGGCGGGGACAAAGAGGCCUGGGCCCGCCAUGGCCACACUCGUGGAUCCAUAUCCUGACCCGCUGAGCCCGGAGUCGCCUGCACUGCUGCUGCUGUGGAGCGCAGUGAGGAGCCUGGGGCCACCGGAGCAGGAUGUGAAAGCCAUGACACGGGAGCAGGCCCUGCUCUACCUCUUCGUGCUCCACGACCACGACCGGAGCAGGCACCUGGAUGGGCUGGAGCUGCUGCAGUUGCUUGGCACGGUGCUGGCACAGGCUGGGGGGCAGCCAGAUCCUGAUAUGGUGGCUGCAAUGGUGGACCAAGCCCUGGCAAGGCAGGACCUGAAUGGGGAUGGGCUGCUGGACCCCUUUGAGCUGCUGGACCCCCCCGAGGUGCUCUUGCCUGGCCAGGACCAGGGACCCCCAGGACAACCUCCCUUAGAGCAGCAGGCAGGGGUUGGGGCUGUGCCUGGGAGGGGCACAGAGAUGCCCAGGCAGGACCUGGGGUUGAGAAACCUAGGACAGGCACCCACUGAAGCUGGAGACCCCCAGAGUGGAGCCCCCGAGGAUGGAGCCCCCAAAGUGGAAUCUCUUGAGGUGGAAUCUCCCAGUGCUGAGGCCUUGGAGGCAGAAGUGAUCCCUGAGGCCAAAGCCCCCAGCAGUGAUGCCGCAGAGGAAGAGGAAGCCCCUGAGGCUGAAGCCCCUGAGGAACAGGCAGCCCCAGCCUGGAGGGACCACGGGGAGGGGUAGGCAGUGGGGGCUGUGGGAUGCAGCCCUACUCCCUGCCCUGCUCAGGGCACAGAGUGGCAGGGGGA